This is a messenger RNA of Jatropha curcas, 1120 nucleotides long. Its product is annotated as phenylcoumaran benzylic ether reductase POP1. NCBI's taxonomy places the organism in Eukaryota, Viridiplantae, Streptophyta, Magnoliopsida, Malpighiales, Euphorbiaceae. The record is from RefSeq and is a predicted model, not a curated record. Gene Ontology annotation, molecular function: oxidoreductase activity.
GAAAUGGCCUCCAAAAGCAAGAUUCUGAUCAUCGGAGGAACUGGUUACAUCGGAAAACAUAUAGUGGAAGCAAGCGCAAAAUCUGGUCAUCCAACUUUUGCUCUUGUAAGAGAGUCAACUCUUUCUAGCCCUGCUAAGGCUAACAUCAUUGAGAAUUUCAAGAGCCUGGGCGUCAAUUUCUUGAUUGGAGAUUUAUAUGAUCACGAAAGCUUAGUAAAGGCUUUAAAGCAAGUCGAUGUUGUGAUCUCUACAGUGGGUCAACUUCAGGUACCUGAUCAAGUCAAGAUCAUAGAUGCCAUUAAAGAAGCUGGGAACAUCAAGAGAUUCCUUCCUUCAGAGUUUGGAAACGAUGUAGAUAGAACAAAUGCAGUUCAGCCAGUAAAAUCAGCAUUUGAUGACAAAGUUAAGGUUAGAAGAGCCAUUGAAGCUUCAGGAAUUCCUUAUACUUUCGUAUCUUCCAACCUUUUUGCUGGCUAUGCACUUCCCAAUUUGAACCAAUUUGGAGCAACUGCUCCUCCAAGAGAUAAAGUUGUAAUUUUUGGUGAUGGAAACGCCAAAGCAAUUUUCAACAACGAAAAUGACAUUGGCAUUUAUACAAUAAAAGCUGUGGAUGAUCCAAGAACCUUGAACAAGAUCCUUUACAUUAGACCUCCAAACAACAUCUACUCUUUCAAUGAUCUUGUGUCCUUGUGGGAGAGGAAGAUUAACGCUACCCUUGAAAGGAUCUAUGUUCCUGAGGAGCAACUUCUCAAGAAUAUUCAAGAAGCUGAAUUUCCAGUGAACAUAAUAUAUGCUUUGGGUCAUUCUGUGUAUGUGAAGGGAGAUCAAACCAACUUUGAGAUUGAAGCAUCAUUUGGAGUUGAAGCUUCAGAGCUUUACCCUGAUGUCAAAUAUACUACUGUGGAUGAAUACCUUAGUCUCUUCGUCUGAGUUGAUCCUUUCAAUAAUCUCCGGUUGCCAUCUUGGGUUUUUCAGUUUCUUUUUUUUCUUUCUUUUAAAUGUAAUUUCCUUUUUUUAAUUUAUGCUUUUGGCUUUGUUGUAUUUUAUGAAAAUAAAAUGUUAUCGCUGUUUUUUUUGCAUUGAGCGAGUAAAAUUCGACCUUGAAUCUAUUGUCUUGUUA